UUACACAUACAUCUGUGAAGUCAUAUCAUGAGAUUAUUUUAACUUUUAACAAAUAUAUAUUAUUAAUUCUAAUUAAUUAAUGGCCAUGUAGAAUAUCUGCACUUUAUAUUCACUAUAGCAUUUAAUCACCAUCUUAUAAACGUUGUACCACUACAAAUUAUUCAUCACUAACAUUAAAGUAUCGGCCCCCUGGGCUUUGUUUUGGGUCUCUUGUCCUCCAAACAACAAGAACCGUAGGUGGAGAACCACCACCACAACACGCAUUUUAACAUAAAACAGACCAGAAUCACAUGGUUCUUUAUUCGUGUCAGGCCGAAGAAAAUCAGACUUUGAGUAGAACUUUACUCAUCAAUAUGAUUAUUAGACCUGCUAUUAUGUUAUGAUAUGCUUAAAGUGCUUGAUUAGCUGAACCCUCAAAGCUGUUGCUAUUGUUGUUGUUUUUUUGUGGUAGUUUAGUUUACUCCUUAAUGAUGUCAGAAUGGACUAUUUUAUAAGAAACAUAGAAUCUCAGACAAGUUUUGCAUCAUUCUGGGAAGUUUUAUAAAAAGUACCACAUUUUUCUCUACAUUUUUUUUUAGGAUGACUGACUUCUAGCAAAUUUCGUUUCCUAUUUCCAAACCACCAUGUCACAUGACUCCUAGUGUUCUUCCACAUGAUUUUAUUUCAGUACAAUUUGUGCUUUGGUAAAAAGUGGAAUAUGGACGACGAGGAUUCAUACAUUGUUUCUAUGCGCAAUAAUAAUAUUGUUGUCUGGUUUCUGUAGUUUACAUGUUAUAACCCCAUUACAGUUACUGCUCUCAUAAAAACACAAUUGCUUUUGUUUCUAAAUAUAGCAUCAAACAACAUAUUUAAUCAAAAUGAAUAUUUUAGAGUUAUUUUUGUUCCUUUCUAUUGCGCGCUGUUUGAUUAACGCGUGGACUCGCGCUCAUUCAGUGACGUUUAAUGGAGACUCAUUUGCUGUCAGGAUGAGCCUUUGUGUAAAAUAGAAAUACUGGCGUGAAUUUCUAACAUUUGCAGAUAAGGAUAUAAAGGUGAAAAUUACAUUUCUGGCUGAAGAAAACAUGUCUGGAACACAGUAAAUAGCACACACCUCUGUUGCAGCAUCUGACACGACAAGCCACGUUAAUACACUUACGAGUUUGUUUGAAGCGCUUAAUGUAAAACAUUCUCCUGUUAUGGAUGACCGGGAUCAUGCACUUUUCCCACAGCAGCUCACUCUGACCUCCGCUGUUUCUCAGAUGUGUUUUAUUCGUAGAAAUGUGUUUUCCACCAUUGUGAAGUGACGUCAUUGACGUGGGUUAUCCACUGACCCAACUAAUCCAUAAUGAAAUUCAUUGUCGAUUAUUUUAAUUGUCGAUUAUUAUAGAUUUUCCUCGAUUAGUUUUUGCAGCCCUAGUCGAUUUUAACACAUUUUUCAUGUUACUCAGAGGAUGUAACUUAUACCACGUGUACCAUCUAUUGUUAAUGAUUUUUGGGUAAACCUCAUGAUUGUGAUGAACGUUGCCAUAAGAAAUUUUUCAUGAAGUAACCUGGAGCUCAACUGGCCUUCAGUUAGCACCCAGAACUUCAGACUUGUUCGUUGAAGCAUUCCUAAUGCUGGUUUCUGCACAUUUUCACAGCUCACUGAUGUCUCCAGGCUUUUUUUUUUUCUCCUGCAGCAUGUGGUCGCCCCAGUAGCCGAUUAACUUAAAUCCCCCUCUCCACCCACUUCUAUGCAUACAAGUCCACAUCCACGCCUUUAUUACAUAAAGGAGUCAAGCCUGCAGGCGUUCUGAAUGGUGCUAUAGGAGAGCAUGUAAGGCUGAUCAUCUCAGUCCUUCUGCAUGACUGCUUCUCCUGUCCAGACACAUCUUUGGAUGAAAGGUACGCAGUUCCAGGACUUUGCCACAGCCUGGACACCAUCGCAAACUAAACCACAGGUGAAUCUUGGCGUCAUGAUGAACUCGCAUAGCCCGACUUGGUAAUGGUUAGAGGUGCUGUUUAUAAAAAAAAAAAAAAAGUGUAGUUUUUACUCCCAUUCGUUCCACUUUAUUAUAGACUUCUGCUUGUGGAGAGGGCCUGAAAAGUCAACACCUGCUGUGUGGAGAUCAGCUACUGUAUCCUGGAGCGCAGCUUGAAGGUGACAGGGUUGGACGAAGUACCUUUGGAAAGCGGUACUAUUUCUUAACGACACUAGUGGUGGUGCUUACAGACUUUUUGAAUAGUGUGCAUAAUCUAAACAUCUUUGUGACACUGAUCUCUGUAUUUAUUUCCUGUUUGCAUAUGAGAUCGGCUUGCUUUUGAGCGAAGUUUCUAUUUUGCUGUAUAUAUGUGAGACAUUGUGAAACUUUGUAGUGUUUUGACAUGGUGAGCUCGAGCAUCAGAUACCCAAUGUCUCUGGUAAUCUUUCUGGGGUCGUAUGUGUUUAGGUUUAUGGUGUGGCUGUUUAUUUUUAAGGUGGGUGUGUGUGUGUCUGUGACUGAAGGAUCAAAGAUCUUUGGGCUUGGCUCGCAGAACCCCAGGCAUUCCUUUUGUAUUUUUUUUUCCUUUUAUUUGGAUCAUCCCCUAACCUUGCACAAGACAGAUUGGUCUCUUUAGACAGCUGGGAUUCGGUUGAUGUUUCGAUUUACUGACUACUACUGUACGACCUUCAAGUGAUCUGUGUUUUAUUAGGGAUGCAUCAGUAGCAUUUUUUUAGGUUGUUUUGGGGGUUUUUUGGUACUCAUUGAUAACGGUACAGAUAAUGAGUAAACUAAUUAUUAUUAAUCAGUCAGAGACCUAAUGGAAUAUUUUAUUUUACCGUUUGUAAAUAUUUUCUGCUUAGUUUCAUGUUUAACAUGUUUUAUCAAGUCACUUGUGUUGCAGGAAGUUGCAUGAGUUCCUUGCCUGGAUCCUUUCACAGAGAAGAGUUUGCGGUCCGUGUUGAUGUGAUUUUCCAUCUUUAAUCGGGAAAUAAUUCUAAUGUCAACUAGGCGUGCGUCAUAUAGUAUCAUCUGGUAUCGAAUAUUGGUAUUGGAGGAUUUUUAUGAAUUAUGGUAUCGACCAAUACGUAAUACCAGUACAGGUAUCGAAUUUCCUCCUGAUUUACAGAAAGUUCUGCAGAAGUUUAGUCGACUGAGUCCUUCGCACAGCUCCACCAUGCUUAAUUUCCCCAGUCGUCGCAGAGCACACACUGUUCCUCCCACCAUCUGCUUCUGUGUUCAGAUUCAUUUGCUCAUCGCUAUUGACCCUGAGGGCUUUCCAAAACAUAUGCACAUGAUACACUUUUGAAGAGCUGCGUGCUCAUGUGGACUUCUGCUUCUGUUUCGUCUAUUUUUACAUCUCUGCAGUUUAACCGUUGUCAGACGGUACAAUAGAAAGUGGAGCGCAUCAUUUCUUUUGACAGGAGAGAAAACGGAUUGCUCACGCUCUCCUAGCUCAUGAAGGGCAUUGUGAUUUCAAUAGGCGAGUCGUACAGUAUGUUUGGGGGGGGGAUUGGACAGGCAGCCGUCACCUUCUUGCGUGUGUCAUUCUGAUAAAACGAUGGGAAGAGUCAGCAAUAUGGAGGCUGUUUCCACCGAUCCAGGAGCGGGACUAUUACAUAUUAACAUGAGUCAUUGUUUGUUCUCACUUUAUAAACAACCUCCUGUCCGAGUCACUGCAUACCUCAGAUAUUUUAAUGUCUAAUAUACAGGGUGUCUGUGAAGUCAGGAACCGAUGUGAGAAAAACUACAUAGAAUUAAUUUUGUUUGUAUUAUUUACAACAUAUGCUCCGCAUGUUCACCCUUAUGCUCUACACAUUUUCUCAGCUGCUGUUUCGCAUUAUUUGUUUUUUUCCCGCCAAAACAUUUGGAUUGGUAUAUUCACAUCUUCCCUUUGGUUCCUGACUUUUCAACCACCCUGUAAAUGCUUGAUUUAAAGCUUAUAAUUGUGCUUAACUUUUAAUAGAAGACUGGAGAAUGCUUGAUUUUUCAUUUGUAAGUGGACUUUACAUGGACCAUGCAGUUAAAAAAAAAAAAGUUCCCUCGUGUAUAUCACAUCGUGUUGUGGCACCUUGAGUUCCUAGUAAGCCUCUUUAAACUAAUCGUGCCACACUGGCAAAUUCCUGCUUUCUAACAUUAUCAUUACCAUUAAGCCCAAAUUCCAGUUCAACUCAAAUUGGCUAGAAAAUCGGCUUCCCGUCUGUGGGCUGAACACACAACACGAUCUGCAUGCAAGAUAUCAGUGUUGUCUUGACGUUCAUGAUUACUUGCCACAUACCUGUGUUGAAAUGAAAUAAAGACAAAUGACAAACUGUCAGCAUUUUAACACACACAAAAGUUAAUACCAGUCCAUGUGGUACUGAUAUCAACAUCUUGGUUUUGUUAGAAGGUCCCAGAGCGGAAACCGCAUUGUGAUGGAUCAGAAGCUUCACUGAAGUUCAGUCAGAUCUCGUGUCAUCACGCUUUCCUUUACUGAACUUAAUCAAAGUUUGUUUGAAUUAAUCAUCCAGUUUUGGCUGAUUGAUAUCCGUAGACUCACAGCUCAGUAGGUGUUUAUAUAUUAUAUAUUUUAGAUUGUGCCUGCUUGUGUAUGUGUGUGUGUGUGUGUGUGUGUGUGUGAGAGAGAGAGAGAGAGAGAGAGAGAGAGAGAGAUAAUUAAAUGAAGCAGGGUGUGAUUAAUGCGAUAAUUCAGUUGGCUAAUCGAGACGCUUUUACUGUAAGCCUCAUCAAUCUGGGUUACAUGUUGAGCAGUGAACCAGCCAUGGACUCGUGCUUGUGAAAGACGGGAGAGAUGAGGAGAGCACAUGAGAGUCAGUCAUAUGAACUCAGCUGACUUAAAGACUUUGGGAAGUGGGUGUGUAUGUUUCCCUCCUAAAAGGGACACUUUUUGUAUUUUUUCGUUUUUUUUUUUUCUUUUUCUUCUUCAAUUUUCCUAGCUAUGCUCAUGAACGAUGAAAGAUCUGUUCAACCGGAAAAAAAAAAUUACCUGCUUUAGGAUAUUGCUGACCUUCUAGUGUGCAAUUUUUUUUCCCCCUAGAAUUCAUCUUAGCUGUGUUCAGCCUCCUGACCCCCUCCUGACACUCAACAGAAGAAACGAUACAUUUGGAAGCAAUUCACCUCCUGUGCGUUUGUUGAACGAACACCCGUGAGGAAUGUAUUUUUGUGUUUGACUCUGCUCCAUGCUGUUCAGCUUCUCCACAACCCGCGAUCAUAGAAUGUGUACAUUUGACAGCAUGAUGCCAUUUCAAAACAGCAGCCAAUCUUUCCUUGCAUUCUGCAUUCAUUAGUAGUACACUGUUUUCAGAGCAGAGUGAAGAGCUGGGGAGAACAUCUUUGGAUCAGGACUGGGGCCAAAGUGGCGGGCCAUAGUUUUAUGUGGUCUCGAAGUGAAGAGACGAUGAGAGUUCACGUGCACACCAAGUUUUGCUUUCUCUGUGUCUUCACCCUCCUGUUCCAUCAGUGCACUCACUGUCAUGAAAGCGGCCAUCACCACCACCACCACCAUCACAGUAAUGGUCAUGACCACGACCAUGACCACGUCCACGACGACCACCAGAUAUCAAGGGAGUCUUACUUGAGUCCACCAGAUCACCCGGUGCCCGAGAACCAGAAAGAAGCAGCAGAGCAUGAGCAGCAGUUCUACAUCCAGCAGCUGUUUCGCCGCUAUGGCCAGCAGAACCGACUUGACUUCCGAGGCUUCCAGAACCUGCUGCUGAGCCUGGGGUUAGGCGAGGUGCGAGUGGUGGAGCUGGAUCAUGACAACCUAGGCCAUGACCACGUGGCCCAUCUGGACCUUCUGGAAGUGCAGGAAGGACUGCAUUCGCAUUCAGCUGGUCACACACACUCACAUCCAAAGCAUUCCCAUCACAACCACCACCAUCACUCCCAUGGAGAGGCUGAUGGAAGCUCUUGUAGCCCCAGUCUCACUGCAGUAUCCAGACCUACUGUAGAGAGCAAGCCUCAUGGACGGAAGGGCAAGGAUGGUGACCACGAUCAUGACCACCAUGUACAUGAUCAUAAACCUGAGCAUGGCAAUAAUCAGACUCUAAGUGUUGAUCAUGACCACAUGCAUAACAGUCAUGAACACUCAGAUGGUCACUUACAUGACCCCGAUCAUGAACAGGACAAUACUCAGACUGAAAAACCUGACCGUGACCAUACACAGGACAGUCACGAGCACUCACAUGUUCACUUGCAUGACCACAUGAAGCAACGAACCAAUGAGCGUACACAGGAAACUAAUGACCUUUCUGGACCCUCUUUAGACAACACCUUCCCCAGUAGCCAUAACGAUAAGACACAGCCUCAUCACCAUGGCCAUCAUCACCAUAAACACCCCCACCCUCACCACUACUAUCAUACUCCAAACAACACAGACCAGAUGAAGCCUACACAAACGGCCUCGGCAUCCCUUCAGCUUAGAAAUUCUGAGGCACUCACUCUCCAUCCCUCCAGUCAGCCUCCUACCUCAAUGCCUAAGAGGACAAGGAGGCCACAAAAGGGUAAAGGACAGCGUGGAAGAAGCAGAACGCCCAACCCUACCCUAAGCUCUGUGGUGGACGAUAACUAUCAUGAUCAUGACCACCAUUUGCACCAUCAAGGACAGACCAGCAAAGAAAAACGUGCAGUACCAGAAGAGAUGACGAACCCAAACUCAUCUUUGGCUGGUCAGUUUGAGGACAUGCCUCACCAACACGAGGAGUGUCUAAAUCUCACCCAGCUGCUACACCACUAUGGCCUGAGUCCCGACUCGCUCAUUUCCCCAGCACAGUUCACCUACCUGUGUCCCGCCCUACUCUAUCAGAUAGACAGUCGCCUCUGCAUCCGCCAUUACCAUCAGGUCGACGUUCAAGAAGCACCUCAGAACUCAGUAUGGAUCUGGGUGUGGAGCUUUGUGUCCAUCACCGUGAUCAGCCUGCUGUCUCUGCUGGGCGUCGUUCUGGUGCCCAUCCUCAAUCAGUCCUGCUUCAAGUUCCUGCUCACCUUUCUGGUGGCUCUAGCAGUGGGCACGCUGAGCGGCGAUGCCCUCCUCCAUCUGCUGCCUCACUCUCAAGGAAACCAUGACCACAGUCACGGUGAGCAUGAACAUGGAGACGAGGACACAGAUUUGCUCACGGAGUUUGACGGUGUGUGGAAGGGUCUGACGGCACUGGCAGGAAUCUACCUCCUGUUCAUCAUCGAGCACUGCAUCAGGAUGGUCAAGCAUUACAAAGACCAUGGGGGUGGGUUCAGUCGGAGGAAAAAGAGAGGCGAGGAUGGGAAAAUCGGCAAGAAGCUGUCGGAUCACAAACUAAACAGGCACUCAGAUGCGGAGUGGGUGCAUUUAAAACGUUUAGAUGAUGCUUCCCAGAGCGACACUCCGAUGAUAGAACCACAGCCUCCAGAUUCUCCCAGCAAGACUCCGCUGGCCACCACAGACACUGAGCAUACUGUGGCCAUUGAGGAAACAAGCAAGAACGAAAAAACAAAGAAGCAAGGCCACGGCCACUCGCAUCAUGGCCACUGCCAUUCGGAGAAGGACAUGAAAGAUGCCGGCAUCGCUAGCAUAGCCUGGAUGGUUAUCAUGGGAGAUGGCAUGCACAACUUCAGUGAUGGCUUGGCUAUCGGUGCUGCAUUCAGUGCCAACAUUACAGGGGGCAUCAGUACAUCUGUUGCUGUCUUCUGCCAUGAAUUACCUCAUGAACUGGGUGACUUUGCGGUGCUGCUGAAGGCCGGUAUGACCGUAAAGCAGGCUAUUGUAUAUAACUUGCUGUCAGCUCUCAUGGCCUACUUUGGCAUGGUGAUUGGCACAGCCGUGGGUCAGUACGCAAAUAACGUCACAAGCUGGAUUUUCGCCGUGACUGCUGGGAUGUUCCUCUACGUGGCCUUAGUGGACAUGAUGCCUGAGAUGCUGCACGGCGAUAGUGAAGAGCAGAAACGCUGCCUUCUGGGACACUUCGUCUUGCAGAACGUAGGCAUGCUCACAGGCUUUGCCAUCAUGCUGCUCAUCGCCAUCUUCGAGGACCGCAUCGUGUUCGACUUCCAAUUCUAGCUUUGUCUCGACGUCCUCCUCCGAAAACAUGGCACGAAGUGUCCUCGUGUCUCAUUCAUGUCCUCCUGUCUUCAUUUGCUCUCCAAGAGGGCCUCGGUGGCUUAUGGUGGACAUCCAGACCAAAACAUUUCCAACUUAGCAACAUUUCCCUCCCUAUCGAGUUUAAAACACGAGUAAGCACAAUCCAAAUGCAGAAACGCAGAUGUCUCUCUCUUUCUCUCUGUCUUCAAAAGCUCAAAGCGCAUGUCCCAGUGUUUGUCUUAACAUGUAUCAGUAUGUGAACAUCCUCUAUUGAAGGAAUAUCCCUUUAACAUCAUGAUUAUUGAUAGGCUGUUGAGAGAGGCAGCUAGUGCAUCUAUCCAUCCAUCUGAGUGUAGUAGUCCAGUAAUACGAGUUGUGUUUUUACGUGUAGCGCACUUGCAGGCCUGUUCAUGAAGAAAUGUGAUGUCUUGCUGUGUUUUGUCUCGUGUUGUCCAACCAUCAUUGUGCCAAAGCACAAGUCAGAGCCACAAAAUUCUCGAGUGAAAAAAAAGUAUAUAUAUAUAUAUAUAUAUAUAUAUAUAUAUAUAUAUAUAUAUAUAUAUAUAUAUAUAUAUAUAUAUAUAUAUAUAUAUAUAUAUAUCUUUACACACUGUACCAGCAACGAACAGCAGCCAUUGUUUGUGCCUGGCUUACAACUUUAAAAAAAAAACAAAAAAAAAAAAAACGGCUUAAUGUGCGUUCCAACAGCGGUUGCGUAGAUUUGCCUGCUUUUCAUUAUGCUGUAGUAACUCUACUGUUCCUAGUUGUAGGAAGCGCACUACAUUUCUCACGCCCUUCAAUUCCUUUCAUCAGCAAAUCGUUUGAAAGACAUCACCUGCCAUCCAUUUGAGUAUUAGUCCAAAAAAAAGUGCAGUGUUUUCAAGCAAGGUCGAGCUGCUGCGGAGUAGUAUUUUGUUAGCUGUGAUUUAUUGGAUCUGCCAGAUCACUACACAUGAUAUUUAUUAGUGCGGGUCAGUCGUCAAGCUCUCAUUGUUCUCGUUUGCUGCACAGCGCAUUGUUUUAAAUAUACAAGUUCAUACAGUAUAUCUAAAUGACAGUGAUUUCUUUUGCCGAAUGAAUCAGUUUAAUGCUGUUUCUUUGCAACAUUCAUUACCAUAAUUAUGCUUUUUAUUUCAGCUUGUUCUACUGGUCAAAUCAAGGUAUUACACUUCACCCAGGGUGCUGAAUCUUUCCUCAUGACACACAAUCAGAAACAGUCUUUUGACACGGUUAGUAGAUUUAGUGUAAAUUCGAUGAUUUAUCUUCGUAACUUCUUUGACAAUCCAAACUCCAGGUUAUUAUUAGGCUAAUUUGCACUUGCACAGGUUUCUUUGUUAUCAAAACAAAUGAUGGAUUUUUAUUAUUUAGAAAAAAAACGAUGCAGUAUGUGAUGCUGUUUUGAAGACGCUGACCACCUCACAGCACUGCACUCCGCUUGUAAACUUUCCCAUCACACAUUCCAUUGGCCGUGUCUGAUUAGCUUCCCAAGCUAACACUCCUGUGAUCUGUUCUCUUGAAUGUAUAUAAAGAUCAGUGACCUUAAUUUUGCCAACAUUCUCAAGUGGACCUGAAACAUGCAUGUGGCAUGAGUUAAAUGGAACAAACUUUUUUUAUUUUAUUUUUUUCUGUUUUGGUCAGUGUUUGAUUUCUAUUAAAUAGAGUAAGACGUAUGCUAUGAGUGUUGAGCAUUUUGUUGGUUUUGCUUCUCAGUUAUUAUUGUUAAAACUUUAGCACAACGAGGUGGACUUGUUAGCAGAAAGUGAUGGAGACAUGAUUUCUUUGUUCACCUUGAUGUUGGAGUUUGGUCGAAUGAACCAAAGCACAAGGUGGUUCAAACAAACUUUUAAUCUAAUUUUCUGGAUUAUAAGUUUGAAUUCGCCUUAAGGCAUGUGGUACGAUUAAAAAGCGCUUGUAUAACACUCAUUUACAUUUUAAUUUCCAUCAUGGUAGUGCAGCUUGUAUUUAACAAAAAAAAUUAAUAAUCAAAUGUCUAUAUAACCCAAAAUAACAUUUCAUCACUUAAAGAUGAAAAAUGUGAAGGAUCUGGCCUUGACUUUUUUUUUUCUUUUUCCCCUGCGUUUCUGAAAGCCUGGCUGUAAAAAUGUCAUCACAUUUGUUAGUCUUGCUGAUGUCUCUCUGUCUAGAAAUAAAGGUCCGCCAACAGCU
Messenger RNA from Ictalurus punctatus (channel catfish), 10158 nucleotides. It is a transcript of the gene slc39a10, whose product is annotated as solute carrier family 39 member 10. Gene Ontology annotation, molecular function: zinc ion transmembrane transporter activity. The record is from RefSeq and is a predicted model, not a curated record. Gene Ontology annotation, cellular component: membrane. The coding region runs from base 5314 to 7971 and encodes 885 amino acids. NCBI's taxonomy places the organism in Eukaryota, Metazoa, Chordata, Actinopteri, Siluriformes, Ictaluridae. The transcript has 11 exons. Gene Ontology annotation, biological process: zinc ion import across plasma membrane; intracellular zinc ion homeostasis; positive regulation of B cell receptor signaling pathway.